UGAAGUUCAAAGUUCAAAUGUUACUGUAAAAAUAGGGUACUCGCUGGAUGGCUGUGUGGUCGUUGGGAUAAUAAACAGCUUGGUGGUCAAAGAGCUAAUAGGUUACCACCGCACCGAGUACUGCCAGAGGAAAUCGAAAAUGGCCUUCAGCUAAUCGGCGCCUGCUCUUGCGCUGUUGUCGGCGGAUUUACAGAAAGACGGCUUGCUGGGUGCUAACGUUAGCACGCUAGCUUGCCAGGAGCACAUAGCAACUGCUGCUAGCUAACGUCACUGGACUGGUACUCUUUAACGUUACCGUCAUAGCUUUAGCUAUGUUCGUCCAGGAGGAGAAGAUAUUCGCCGGGAAAGUGUUGAAAAUACACAUCUGCACCAUGGACGGCACGGAGUGGUUGGAGGAGGUCACGGAAGACACCACUAUUGAGAAACUGAAGGAGAAGUGCUUGAAACAUUAUGUGCAUGGAAGUCUAGAAGACCCCAAAACACUUACCCACCAUAAACUCAUACAUGCUGCUACGGAGAGAGUCCUCACUGACACCAAAACUGUCGCUGAUGAAAAUCUCAAAGAUAAAGAAGUUUUGCUGCUCAUAAAGAAAAGACCGCCACCAACGCCUCCAAAGAUGGCAGAUGUUAGUUCAGAUGAAAAGAAGAAACAAGAUAACAAGGCUCCAGACAAAGAUUCAAUUCUAAAAGCUACCGGCAACCUGUCCACGCGCCACACUGACCGCACUGUGACCCAGCAUAACAUCAGAGAUUUUCAGACGGAGCUAAGAAAGAUCCUGGUUUCUCUCAUUGAAGUCGCCCAGAAGCUUCUUGCCUUGAACCCUGAUGCUGUUGAACUCUUCAAAAAAGCCAAUGCAAUGUUGGAUGAAGAUGAAGAGGAUCGGGUGGAUGAAACAGCCCUUCAGCAGCUCACCGAGAUGGGUUUCCCAGAGAGCAGAGCCAUCAAAGCUCUUAGAUUGAACCACAUGUCAGUGACACAGGCAAUGGAGUGGCUUAUCGAGCAUGUAGAUGACCCCUCUGUAGACGCACCAAUACCUGGCCAGGACUCUUCUGGGGCAGCAGGAGCCACAGCUUCCGCCAUACCAGGCCCCUCAGCCUCUGGUUCGAACCUUCUGCGCAGCCUCUCCAGCCAGUCGAGCACAGAGCACGAGUGCAGUAGGCAGGACGAGCUCACAGAGAUCUUUAAGAGGAUCCGCAGGAAACGGGAGUUCAGACCAGAUUCAAGAGCUGUCAUUGCAUUGAUGGAGAUGGGGUUUGAUGAAAAGGAGGUGAUUGAUGCUCUGAGGGUGAAUAACAACCAACAGGAUGCUGCGUGCGAGUGGCUGCUGGGAGACAGGAAACCUUCUCCAGAAGAUAUGGACAAAGGCAUCGACACCAACAGCCCGCUUUUCCAAGCCAUUCUGGAGAAUCCAGUGGUCCAAUUGGGUCUAACCAAUCCCAAGACUUUGCUAGCAUUUGAAGACAUGCUGGAGAAUCCUCUGAACAGCACCCAGUGGAUGAACGACCCUGAGACUGGCCCAGUCAUGCUCCAAAUAUCCAGAAUCUUCCAGACCCUCAAUCGCACAUAGAGCCCGUGUGACUGUGGCAGCUUGUGUGUGUGUUUGCGUGUGUGUGUGUUCUUCUGAGUGUGGCAGAGACACAAGUAUUGUUUUUGCCUUGUAAAGACAAGCCGGAGGAGUCAAAAUAUGAAUUAAGAUGUUCUACAUAUAACUAUUUAUACCAGUGCAGUAAAAAAACACUUAUACACGACAAAUGUUAACAGAAUUGUUAUUAUUACAGUAAUAAUAAGAAAUGGAGAUAUAGUAUGUUGUUUUUACAUUUUAAAGAGAUCGAUUUAUAGUUAUGACAGACAUGAUUUAUUUUAUAUAAUUUCUCCAUGUGCAAAAAUGACAUCAGACAUCAAUUUAAUGUUUACACUUCAAAGACACCUGUUUUUGUAUGUUUUGCAAUAUUUAAAUAUCAAUUACAGUUCUGUCUGACUCUUAAUUGUUACAUUUCUUCAGUGGUGAAUUGUUGGAAGACUUCUGUCAGUAUCAUGUUUGGUUUUUCUUCCCCCGUUGUCUUGUUUUUAUCACUUCUUGAAAUUGAGAGGCUGGUAGUCAAAACUGUUUAGCUAAUUGAAAAUGGGCUUUGAGUAACAUUACCUCUCUCUCCAUUCAUGCCUGUGAGGUCACUGUAAGUCAGCCGCCUCUCAAUUUAAAAAGGAGAACAUUUGUCCUUAAGCGUCUUCUAGAAUAUUUAUUUUACUUUCUUGCCUUUUUAGACAAAAGCUGUAAACAAAAAUGUGUGUGUCUUAGUCAUGUUUUUACAAGAAAAUUAUAUAUUAGGCCUGUGUGUUUAUUGUCAAUGUGCUCUUGAAUGUCAUAUUAUCAUGUUGCGCUCAUUUAGCACUUGUUCACCUCUAUGAAUAUCAUUCACUGCAGCAAUGAGGAAGUGAAAACGGGGGUUCAUGUUUUUUCUCAAAAGGCUGUAGUGGGAUGUUAAAAGAAGCUGAGCCUAAUCAAAAGGUGUUUGCCUUUUUUAACCUGUAAUCUGAAAAUAUGAAGAUGCAUGCUCACUUCAAGCUGCGAAGGUGCAAGCAUCCUCAUACACACAAAGAUAUAAUGGAAUUUGAGACGCAACUUUUUUUCUUUUGAGAGCAAUGAACAUUUAUGCUGUCAAACCAAACCAAAAUGUCACUAAAUAACCUGCCUUGUCAUUAGAUGUACCCAUUGUAAAAUACCCUGUAUUUCUGUGCAAUAGCAAGGACUUCUGUUGACCUGUAAAGAAAUAUAUUUGGUUUGAGUGUUCGAGAUGUGUGAACUACAAUGGGUAGUGUGUUACACAAUAUUAGCCUUUGCAUUGAGUACUUAAAAGCUCCAGCUACAAGAAGGUGAGCUGAGUUUCACCUGGUUGUACUGAGAGUUAAAAACAGUAUGGAGGGUGGUGUGUUUUGCCAAGCUUUUGAGUGUUUUUAUUCAAUUUUUAAAAAUGUGGUAUUGAUGUGACUUUCUGCUCAGGGAGGCUGAGAUUGUUUUUCUAAACCUGUCAUUAUGGCAAACCUCUGCUCUCACCCCCUUCUAGUUUGGCAUAUGAAAAUGGCUUUAACUAAUCUGUUUCAAACUUUGCUUAUGAAUAAGAGCACCACAAAAUUUGGUUUCGUAAAUGCAAUAUUUGAAAAUAUUUAAAUGUUUUUAGAGAGAAGUGUCUGUUUGAACUAUGUAUUAUUACAUUAUUUAUGUCAAAGCCAAACUAGUAACUUGUUCUUAUUUAUAACAUUUUUAGCAAACCUCAAAGCUAAUCUUCAAAUGUGAAAAGAUUAAAUGAUUCAAAUGUUGUUUUUACAAACCAUUAUAAAGUAUGCUUAUGGAUUGGUAGGUCAUGGUGUGAUUUAAUGUAUUCCAACAUGUUUGAAUGAAGAAGGAUUUCUACACUUCUACACACCUGUGGCCAGCUGUCUCACCACCUCCAUGCUUUGUACUGGCAUGUAUACAAAAUUGAUUGAAAGUAAUAUCGUAAAACAAGCACUGGGAGAUGGUACGUUUAAAGAAAAGGUUCACAGAAAAUGCAGUCACCUUUAAAAAUGGUCAGAAGGAACAGAAAAGAACAAAUGAACUUUAUUGCUUAGGGACACUGAAGAAUUGUUGAAGUUUGUUGUUUUUCACUUAGCUUUCAUGCAGGACUGUCCCAGAUUAACAACCUAUGCAAUAUACUCUCACUGUUUAUUCAAACAGCCUCAUGACCACUGGCAUCUAAAUCACUAUUGCAUUAAAGUUAUUUUUUGUGGCUGUA
Molecule: messenger RNA, 3771 nt
Organism: Micropterus salmoides (largemouth bass)
Lineage: Eukaryota; Metazoa; Chordata; Actinopteri; Centrarchiformes; Centrarchidae
Gene: ubac1
Product: UBA domain containing 1
Exons: 10
Coding region: 312-1568 (418 amino acids)
Molecular function (GO): protein binding
Source: RefSeq, a predicted model, not a curated record